AAGGACAUUAAAGGAGAUGACGGCAGCGUAUACUCAUACAACCCGUGCUAUCCUUUCUUCGAGGGCGGUUGUGAACAAGUCGCGGCUUGCCAGACUAACACUAUCGAGCAGUCGAGUGACAUUGGCGACCAGCAGACGGCGCAGUUUGGCGCGGGAGAUUCCGGUCUGGAAGUUGGAUACACGGCGGGUCGCGGACUGCUCACCACCACUACAGUCCAACUGGAAUGUGACACACAUGCAUGCACACCCAUAAUGACUGCGCAGGGCGGCGGUGCUUCUGGACUUAAAUCAUAUACGCUGACAUUGAAGACGGUGUGCGCAUGUCCGGGGGCGUGUAACGAGGCCGGGCCGCUGAAGCCUUGUACAGGAGGAGGAGGGGGAGGAGGAGGGAUUAGUGGCGGAGUGGUGUUUCUCAUCAUAUUUUCUUGCCUGUUGCUCAUCUACAUCAUCGGCGGUGUUUCAUUCAUGAAAUUCGUGCGCCGCGCCGAGGGGAAGGAACUCUUGCCAAACAACGGAUUUUGGUCCAACCUGCCUGGAUACAUAAAGAGUGGAACGCUAUUCGUCAUUAGUCCAUGUAGGAAGAAAUCUGCGUCGUACAACUCCAUAUAACAGCAUACGGCGAGUGAACGCUUGACCGGCACAGGCUAAUCUGGGAAGACACUUUACGCACAUGCAAAACGCUACGUUUUCACAGAACGGUGCUCAUAUCAACAGAAGUUUCAUCAAGUGUCAUGUCAUCAAGAGUCGCGUAGAAACAUUCAAUGCGUUUUCCGUUAGUUUAAUGCCUGAUAUGUGAUUGUUUGUAUAUAUUGAACAUUUUUUGUUGAUUAUACAUUUAAAUUACCGGUAUAUAUUUUGUCAAAGAAUCGUUAUACUACUAUUGAAUUCUGCAAAGGGGUAUAUUUAAUAAUGCGAUGAGAACGAUGCUAACUGAUGAUAGCCGAUGAUAACCGAGGAUAACUGAAGGUUAACGAUGAUAGCCGAUAAUAACUGAAGGUAACCGAUGAUAAACGAAGCAAUGGAAGUACUCUUCAGAGAGAGGGGCAUUAUUAUAUUUUUGAUUGCGUUAUUAUUACAACGAGCAAGCAUUUUGUAAUUUGUUAAAUACAUUUUAAUAACCACAUACCGGUAAUAGCAGAAUUUUCGAUAAAAUAACCGUUACCAUGGCGA
Dreissena polymorpha is the source of this 1170-nucleotide messenger RNA. Its product is annotated as cation-dependent mannose-6-phosphate receptor-like. Lineage: Eukaryota; Metazoa; Mollusca; Bivalvia; Myida; Dreissenidae. Gene Ontology annotation, cellular component: trans-Golgi network. The transcript has 6 exons. The record is from RefSeq and is a predicted model, not a curated record. The coding region runs from base 253 to 609 and encodes 118 amino acids.